This is a messenger RNA of Colletotrichum lupini, 1050 nucleotides long. RefSeq lists its product as uncharacterized. The coding region runs from base 1 to 1050 and encodes 349 amino acids. The transcript is spliced from 4 exons. Lineage: Eukaryota; Fungi; Ascomycota; Sordariomycetes; Glomerellales; Glomerellaceae. The record is from RefSeq and is a predicted model, not a curated record.
AUGGCCCCUCCAACAGCCGCAAAAAGACCGCACGCCGCCGUGAGCAAAGGUAGCGCAAACAUGUCUACCAUCGAACCAUGGGCCGAGCUACCGUAUCCCAACUUUGACUGCUCAAAGUACAAUUACAUAUUGACCGACGACGGCGGGUUCUGGCAAUUGCAACAACAGCAUUCGCCCUCAGAAGAGCUCCCCAACGUUGUACCGCGCAUCGCGACGAGCAAAUCGCCCAUACAAAAAGUCCAAGAUAUCGAAUGGACCUGUCUAUCGGCAGCAUGUCCUUCGAAGCCAUUCAAACGGAAAGUCGACCUCGACAAGCAUUACAAACAGGCUCAUGUCGAUAGCCAAACCACGGCGCCUUCGCCCGCGCUCUCCCUAAAAGAUAUCACGCCCGCGACAAGCACCAGUAAUCCAAGUCCCAAAAUCACAACCAAGAAACCGCCAGCUGGCACCAGCAAGGCUAAGGGCAAAGCUGCGGGCGCAGGAGCGGCGGGGGCGACAGGGACGGCGACGGCGACGGCGACAGCGGCGCAAGGGAACAGGAAUAACAGCAUAAACGGCGCGGGCAACAACAGCAUCAGCAACAAGGACGGCACCGCCGGGGUCUUCCUCUGCGACUAUCCGGCAUGCAACCGCAAGAACGAACCGUUCAACCGCAAGGACCGGUUGCGCAUCCACCUUACCGACGUCCACAAGGAGGACGUGAGCGCAAAGACGUUUGAGAUGACGGUCGCGUGGCUGCAGGAGCGCAAGAUCUAUCCCAAGUGGUGGCGGUGUUCCAAAUGCCUCGACAGGGUCAAGAUCGAGGAGAGCGGGUGGUCAUGUCCGCGGGACGGGUCCAAGACGCAUCGCGGCGUCAGCAUCGUCCUUUGUGUCUCACCGGAUCGUUCAUCGCAUCCCACCCCCAUCAUCGCCAUUUGCAUCGCGUCGCCACACCAAGGGGGAUCACAGUUCAUUUUCAGCCCUCCUGGCAUUAUUGCCUCUACUGGGCUUGUUGUCAGUAACUUGAUUCCCCAUCCAUCUUCUAGGACAGAUUUUGCUCCGUCUGGGUAG